GACAUCCGGGAUUCAGAUGUUUUUUCAUCAAAACGAUGCGACCGAUAUGAGCGUUGUGUAGCUGCCCUGUGGGUAUGGUUUAUCGUAUGCAUUUUGAUAUGAUUGCAAAAAUGGAGCUGGAAAGUAAAGACCGCGUGGUUUCUGACGAUUUGAAAAGAACGGCCACGUGUAUCGCUAGCGCUGCAGGUGCAGAGUGCGGGUGUGGUCAAGAAUGUGACGAAAACUCUAACACAAAAGUUGACAUCAGGCACAGACAUUCAGGUACCCGUAUGAUAACGUCAGAGUGUGCAAGUGGAAAGGAAGUCGAGUGUAAGGAUCAGAGUCAUAAGAAACUGAUUGUGGAGCGCGAGACAGGAGAAAACACUGACAUGGAGGAUAAGAACUCUGAUCACACAUUUUGCUUCGAGUCGGAUCAUCUAGCAUUAAAAAACAACACAGAUUACCAGAAACUUCUUCAAGCUCUUGUAUGUUUGGAGAGACAAAGAUGUCAAGCCAUUCAGGAUUUGGAGAAACUGUAUGCAAUGCAGGACCAAGCUUUGAAUGAUCCAACAAGCUUCAUACAACAGCUAAGAAAUAAGACUGAUGUGUUAGAGAAAGAAGUACCAAAGGCUCAGGCUCUUACUCAAGUGCCUACGAUCUAUUGGCAGGCGUAUGGCUCAGCUGCUCAAGAAGCAGUCAAUAUUGCUACUGCCGAUCGUAAUAUUGGAAAAAGAAAAAUGACAGACAAUCCAACACCAACAGCAAAUGUGAGUUGUAGCACUGCUGGGGCUGGUUCGAGUCAAAAACAAGUAAAGCAUCCAUCUGAAGGAGCUGUGGUGAGAGGUCGUGUAUACAGCCAGACGAAACCAGUCACAUUCAACCAGUUGUGGAAACCCGAGGAGCAAGCUAAGCUUGAAGAGCUACUGGUCAAAUAUCCGAGCGAGGAAACGGAAACAAGACGUUGGGAAAAGAUAGCAAGAGAGAUGCCACAUAGAGCACCAAAACAAAUUGCUAGUCGAGUUCAGAAGUAUUUUAUCAAGUUGGCUAAAGCUGGUUUGCCGAUUCCUGGUCGAAUGCCGAGCUCCAACAUGUACAAGAAGAGCAAACCUAAUUCUUACUCGGUUCUCUCGAAACCAUCUACUUUCUUUUCUACACAUCGUCCUCAUGUUUUGAUGGAUAACGAUGAUGACUACAUUGAUGAGACACAUUCUGUGGGAGUCGCUGAGGCUGUACAAAGUCAUUCAGCUGCUGUCGCACACAGGCAACCCACUAAAGUUCCACAUCUAGAAGAUGACUCAGAAGAUGAACUAUUGAGUGAUCCAUUGCUAUGGAACACAGACGAAUAUGAAGAACUUGUAAGACUACAAGAAUUAAGAAAAGUCAGAUUGCAAUGUAACAAUGUUGAGUUACAUGAACCAGAUACAAAAAGAUGUCUGCCAGUAUCAAAUUGUGUAUCUGAGCAGUCAAGUAUGAAGACUAACUGUAUUGAUAGAGACUAUGUAUCAUCAGGUGUAUACAGUUAUCUAGAUCCAAACUACCAACCUACAGAAAGCUAACAAUAAAAGAGUAAAUAAAAGGUAAC
Molecule: messenger RNA, 1561 nt
Organism: Corticium candelabrum
Lineage: Eukaryota; Metazoa; Porifera; Homoscleromorpha; Homosclerophorida; Plakinidae
Product: ZZ-type zinc finger-containing protein 3-like
Exons: 13
Coding region: 75-1535 (486 amino acids)
Source: RefSeq, a predicted model, not a curated record